Messenger RNA from Encephalitozoon cuniculi GB-M1, 201 nucleotides. RefSeq lists its product as uncharacterized. The coding region runs from base 1 to 201 and encodes 66 amino acids. The transcript has a single exon. The record is from RefSeq and is marked provisional. Lineage: Eukaryota; Fungi; Microsporidia; Unikaryonidae.
AUGAUUGAUUUGUUUUUCAAAGCGCUGGUGCAGACGGGAAGCACCGAGAAGGCCUAUAGCACGGUCGCCAACGAGAUAAACAAAAGGAGAUUUGGGUUUGAUGACCGGUCGAUGAGCUACGACGAAGCGCGGAGGACGUUUCUCAGGGCUGUUGAUGCCGAGGAAAAGGUCCAAAGGCUCCGAGAGAUUUUUAGGGAAUAG